AUGAACUUUGAAACUAUCACAACCCUGGCUCUGAAGGUUGCCUUCGUACGGACGGCCCCACUUGCGACCAAGAAGCGCGUCAUAAAUCCUGCCGGGAAAUCGACUGUCUGUAUUCUUCACGAAUACUGUCAAAAUGUGAUGCGAAAACCGCCCACCUAUCGAACCGCGAUCCAGGAAACGGACAAGUCUCCGUACCGCGUCUCUGUUGUGAUUAACGACGUCGUCUACGCCGUGGGCUGCGGCGCCAGCAAGAAGCAAGCACGCUCCGAGGCAGCUCGCUUGGCGCUUGAGAAACUAAUCCCUGAUUACAAAAAGAUAAUGGAGUCGAGCUCGACGAAUGAGACGCAAUCAACAAAUAUCGAUAAGAACCUCAGAGUUUUCGACAACCUCCCGGUUACCGAUCGCGGUUUGUACGAACUCACCGUGCGAACCGCCUCUCUUUCACCUUACGCCAUCCUCACGGAGUGUUUAAAUCGCAGUUGCAUUCCUGAGAACGAUUUGCGGUCAAGCAUGACUUCGCUAGGGCGAAACCAACACUACUUUGAGCUUGGGAUUGGUGACAACAACGUCAAGGUACAUUGCAAAAAUAAACGCGAAGGCCGUCAUCUGGCGGCUCAGGAACUGCUGGCCCUCCUGCAUCCUCAAGUGAAGACAUGGGGCGGCAUGCUGGCAUUAUAUGGGCCAGGCAGCAAGCCGGACAAGAAAUGCGAUUCCGAGGCUAUCUUGGAUGCGCAAAUGCGCUCUCCAAACACCGUCAAGUCCAGCCUAAUCCGAUUGCUGAAGAUAAAAAUGCUGGAACUGGCCGACCAAUGGGUAAGUUCUUUCAGUGAGCAGACUGAUAGACACCUGCCUCAUGUUACUGUUCUGUGUGACUACGGAGCAUUUUAA
Molecule: messenger RNA, 888 nt
Organism: Dibothriocephalus latus
Lineage: Eukaryota; Metazoa; Platyhelminthes; Cestoda; Diphyllobothriidea; Diphyllobothriidae
Source: the annotation of a GenBank genome assembly